AUGCCUCCGCCGACGAUGCGGCGCGAGUCCCACGCAACCGUCACGACGGGGUACAGUGCAGUGAGUUUCGUGCCGACAGAGUAUGUCCAAACGGCCGUUAGCACGUACGAAGACCAUGUUGUGAUCGAUAUGUUGAUCCCGCCCAUGCGGUACCUUCCACCGACUCUGACAGUCUCGCAGCUAACAAGUCAAAUCCAAGAUGAUCUCGUACGUGAGCUUGAGAAGUUAGGCUUAGGCCUUGGCUCGCGCAUUGCAUCUGUAGCGCAUCCCCGGAGCCAAUACGCUGAAGCUGAGCAGUUCAUUCGUGAUGCGUCUGGACACUUGAUUGAUCCAGCUCUUCUCCCGCAGAACCAUACAGAGUUCCAACGUGCGCGUCUUGGCAUCCGCAGCUUGCGUGGCGAGCCACUGCUCACGUACUUCCCUAGUCCAGCGCCGGCUAACUCCAAGGUUGUGAAUGGCGUCCCGACAACGUGCCCAUGUGUGUGUUGCAGGAGUGGAUGUUCAGGCGCAGAUCCACGCACACGCAAACUUGCUGUGAUCCCAGAGGCUCUUGCAAAAGAUGUUCACGGCCGUACUAUCGUCAAUGUGUCUCCAGAGUCAGCCGCUCCCUCGUGGGACAAGACGCUACCGUCCACAUCAAAGCCCUUGUCCUCCACGCUCCUAGGCGAGCCAUUUACUGAGGCGAAAAAACCCGCUGUUUCAAAGGCCCCACUGUCGUCUUCGAAGCAGCCAGCUUCAUUGUCGACGUCUCGAUCGACGUCCAAGCCACAGCCCCAGCUCAAGCCACAGGCCAAGUCACAGUCACAGUCUCAUCUGCUCUCGCGUCCGCAGCCACAGCCGCAGCGGCGGCCGACUUUGACGAAAAUUAAGCCGGCCAAGUCGCUGAAUGAUCUUCGCCGCGCUGACAACACAUCAUGGACGCCGUCGCUUAUUUCAACGGACUUGGACCCGACACCGCCCGUUCCGGCCGUUCCCACUGAUUAUCUGGGCAGCUCGGUCAGCAGUCGUGACUUGAAGGUGCCGUCGACGCACAAGCACUCCCGUGUCAUUCUCCGCCCCGGAGCUCCAUCGCGUAAUGCAGCAGCCAGUGCAGCAACGCCAGCACCUGAGACGAGUGGCUCAUCAACUGACUCGCAGCUUCGCGCGCAAAAAGGCAUGAGUGUUUUCGCUCCGCUACAGAUGUCCGACGAGCUGCGUGCUGCGUUGACGCUGACUGACCUUGGGCCUCCGUAUAUCUCGCCCGAUUUGAAUCGACGCACGCCGCCGCUCUCGAGCCCAUCGUCGUUAGGGUCUACACCACGUGUCAGAGAUACGUGGCGCCAAGACUUGUCGCUCUCGCCGCCGGACACGAACAUUGAUGCAGCGAUUACUCCAAUCGCUGCGCGCUACAGCCGCUCUAUGUCCAACUUGCGGCAGAAGGCUCACCGUGAUCAGGAAAUACCGCCGAUCCCAUCCAUUCCUCAUGAUCUUGCGCUUCAUCCGUCGCCUGACCUGCACCAUUCCCAAGGCUCUGUGUAUCCCGGCACAGGCGCACGCAUGCGGAUCAUUUCUGGUCAAGUGCCGUAUCAUCGGCGCGAAGGCGGCGGCGUAUUUCCCAUUGCAUAA
Malassezia globosa CBS 7966 is the source of this 1605-nucleotide messenger RNA. RefSeq lists its product as uncharacterized. NCBI's taxonomy places the organism in Eukaryota, Fungi, Basidiomycota, Malasseziomycetes, Malasseziales, Malasseziaceae. The record is from RefSeq and is a predicted model, not a curated record. Bases 1 to 1605 code for a protein of 534 amino acids. The transcript has a single exon.